GUGCGUCGGGAUUGGGAACCGAGGAUCAUCUUGGCAACUUGGCGGGCAACUAGUGCCAGAUAGGCCGCCUAUCGCUCAUUGUUCACCGUCUCAUCCUCAGUGCUUCAUUGUAGUGUUCCAUCCAGUCUUUACCGUCUCACUCUUUUUGAGAAUUCGACAUGUUAGUUUCCGCUGUAGUUUUUGCUGGAUUAUUGGGUUUAGUCCAAGCAGCUACCUAUACCGUCACUGUUGGCAUAGAUGAGACCGAUGGUCAACCUGGCCUUGGCUUCGACCCGACUACUAUAAGGCCAGCAGUUGGAGAUACAAUCACUUUCACUUUCCAACUCCCUGGAUACAUUAAGAAUCCCUCUGUGUCUCAACAUAGUGCAACACAAUCCACGUUCGAUAAUCCGUGCACACCCAAGGAAGGCGGCUUUGACACCGGUGUUCAAAGCACAGGGUCUGCUAACUCGAACACGGGCAGCUCUUUUGACCUUCUCGUAAAUGAUACUGAACCACUAUGGUUCUUCUCCGCCGCCAACCAGGAUUGCAAGUCUGGAAUGGUUCUUUCUGUUAACCCCCCAAUCACUGGUGAACAAACCGCUGCGGCGUUCGUUGACAAGGCCAAGGCGAGCACUGGCACGCCAUCAUCUCCCCCUCCCUCCUCGUCUGCUUCUGGCACUAGUGGCAGUGGUGCUUCACAGACUAGUGACAGCAGUGCCCCUCCGCCUUCGCCCACUGCUACGGAGCCUUCGAGCACCAAUGACACAAGUGCGGCUGUAUCGGGCAUGGCGAAAAUGGAGGUGGUAUUCGCUGGCGUCGUUGCGUUCAUGGGUUUAUCCUUGGCAGCCUAACUAUGUUGAGAUAACAGUGACUCGCUUUUUGUCAUUUUCGAGACUAUAGGACUCUCUGCUUAAUGUUAUUAUCAUGGCCGAUAGCUGACUUGAUACUCCAACCUAAACCAGAUCUACAGCCCAGUGGCCGU
Molecule: messenger RNA, 964 nt
Organism: Somion occarium
Lineage: Eukaryota; Fungi; Basidiomycota; Agaricomycetes; Polyporales; Cerrenaceae
Source: the annotation of a GenBank genome assembly